GUCUCUCCAAGUUUUCCGAUCUUUUCACUUUCACAAAGUCCGAGAGCGAUCGAUUUCUUCUUCUGUUCGACGGCGAUUCGUGAACGGACUUUCACUCCUCCGCCUUCUUCCUUCCACUUCUCUCUCUCUUUAGUAGCGUCGUCUGUCGCGCUCUCACCGGCACCGCUCCAGGGGCCGUAUCGCUGAUCGUGACUCGCCGUGUUUCGCAAUGUCGUCAACUGAGGAAAAUCUAGGUGAAAUUACAGAUUCAUCGGAUGCGAAAGUUGAUGAGCUUUCUGAGAAUGUUGGCGAUGAUGCUGUUCGUCCUAUUUCUGAAGAAGAAGAGCCACUUGAUGCAGAAAACAACUCGUUUAUUUCUUCAGCAUCUUUGAAUACUUUGCCUAGCGAUGCUGCUCAGAUCCUCCCUUUGCUACAGAAUCUCCUGCUCAGCAAUGAAAUCCAAAGGGAAAGAUUACUCGGAUUAAUUCAACUGUAUGAUCCAUCUGCUGCUGAAGACAGAAAUGCAAUCGAAGGCGAGCAGAUAGCAACGGAGACUGAUCUACUGUCUGAGGUUCACUUCUUGGAGCAGAGUGUGGAGAAGCUUAAAGAGGAGGUCGAGAACCAGAAAAAAGCAAACGCUGAGCUAGAAGAAGAGAUAAGCCGUUUGACGAAGAGCAGUGAUCCAUAAAAGCACGAUCGACUUCUGAGCUUCAUCUUGAAGGAGACACACUCUGUUUGCAUUCUUUUUUUCAUCUAAAAAACAUUCUUUACUGAUAAGCUGAUUUGCUUGAUUCAUUCUUUUACUGCACAGUUACAAACCAAAAGAGGGUUCUUCACAGGCUUCCUAUAUGAUCCCUUCUUGUUUGUACAAACAAUUUGCAUAGCUAUUUUCUUUACAUGUUUUUUGGUAAUUUUGUAAUUCAUUGGAUUGUGA
Molecule: messenger RNA, 913 nt
Organism: Thlaspi arvense
Lineage: Eukaryota; Viridiplantae; Streptophyta; Magnoliopsida; Brassicales; Brassicaceae
Source: the annotation of a GenBank genome assembly